AGUAUGUCCCACUUCUCACACUACCAAUGACCCUCAUGAUUCUCAUACCCCAAAAGGCCACUAUCCAACACCACACAUGGGGUGCCACCACACAGGAUCAUGAUGUAGCCCUUCCCUCUUAAAACCCUCAACCAGAUUGUCCCAUUUUUGCUUAUGUAAUACAAAUAUUUCCUGUUUCAUGCAGUGAGAGAUCAAAGAGAAGGUUUCCUUCUGAAACUUGGUGAGUUUGGUUAUGGAGAAAAGCAAGUCAUUCCCUGAGUACUCUUGCUCUUACACUGAAUUUGGGUUUAGAGAACGGUCCAACUCAUAUAAUUUUAAUGGGCCAACCCAGAAGGGAAGUGGGUUUAGUGCAUCAAGUGAUCCAGAGCUCAAGAGGAAGAAGAGAAUCAAGGGCUAUAAUGUGUUGACAGUGGAGGGAAAGCUUAAAACAAGUGUUAGAAACAGCUUCAAGUGGAUCAAGAACAAGUUCAGUGACAUUCGCUAUGGUGUGUGAACUAUGACCAACCAUAAAGAGUUGCUUGCAUGUGUUCAGUAAUAUCAACUUUGAAGGUAAGACCUUUAUAAAGGAAAAUAUUGCAGUGGUGUAUUUGUGAGGUAAGAAGUUGUUAUACAUAAAAAAUGCAUGAGAGGACUAGCUGGGUAUGUUCUGUAAUCAAGGGUUUAUUGGCUGGUCUUUCGUAAGAGGGAGAGCAAACUAGCAUGCUCUGUAUCAAACAAGCAAGAAUUCAAAAUGUUUCUGAAAAUUGUGAUUAGUAAUAAACUCUUCUUAUGGUUAGUUCUUUUUUUUGGA
Messenger RNA from Cajanus cajan (pigeon pea), 790 nucleotides. Lineage: Eukaryota; Viridiplantae; Streptophyta; Magnoliopsida; Fabales; Fabaceae. The record is from RefSeq and is a predicted model, not a curated record.